AUGAGCGUCGCCCAGGGCUCGACGCCGUCGGCGCGGCCCCGUACCCUCCAGGACAGUCGCCUGGCUGGCCUGGACAACCUCCUGGACAGUCGCCGGGCUCCACGCCCGGACAACCGCCUCGAGAACCGACGGGGAAACCACCUGGACAAGUACUUACCCAGCGCGGACAGCCGCCAGGACAACCAACGGGCGAACCGGCCGCAGGACAACCGCUCCGAAAUUCGCCAGGAAAGCCAUCCAGGCAACCGUGAGGACAAAAGCCGGGAAAAACGCCAAGAUUAUCGACUGGAAAAUCGAAAGGAUAAUCGCCUUGAAAACGGCCCAGAUAAUCGCCUGGAAAACCGCCAGGAAAAUCGACAGGAGAACCACCAGGGCAAUCGCCUAGAAAACCACCAGGAUACUCGGCUGGUUAGUCACCCGGAGAGCCAUCGGGAUGACCGUCAGGAACACAGCCAUAAAAACCGCCAAGACAAUCUCUCCGACGACCUUCAUCGAAAUCGCCCAGACAACCGUCCGGAAAAUCUCAGGGUCAACCGGCAGGAAAACCCUCCGGUGGACGUCCAGGAAAAUCGCGCUGCAAAUCGUCCAGACAACGAUCGCGUCAACCGCCAGGACAACCGUCAAGAAAACAACAUCUCGAGCAACAACCGAAUCAAUCGCCAAGAAGUUCGCCCGGACAAUCACCAGGAUGUCCGCCGGGAUGAUGGCCAAGAUGUCCGCCAGGACAACCGCCACGAAAACCGUCCCGAAACCCGUCCCGAUGUUCGCCAAGAAACCCGCCAGCACAUCCGCCAGGAGAGCCGACAAGAAAACCGCUUGGAAAAGAUUCAAGAAGACAGCCAGGACAACAGCCUCGACAGCCCCCAGGACGCGCGCAAGAAGAGGACUCCGGACGACCGGCGGGCCGCCCCGAAGGGCCUCGACCAGGCCAGUCCGCUGGGGAGCCACCUCGGCAGCACCGAGGAACUGGUCACCGUCAGCACGCGGAGGGCCAGGCUCAGGCGGCUGCUGCGCCGCCCGGACAGCAAGCGCCUCCUGGUGGCGGCCGGCGCGCUGGCCGUGCUCGUCCUGCUGCUGGUCAUCGCCCUCGUCGUCGUCUCCACCGUGUAUUACGCCAAGUACAGAAUGUGGAGCAGCGAAGAGUGCCGCAGCGACCAGUGCAUACAGUCAGCCGCCAUGCUGCUGCAGGGCAUCGACCACUCCGUGGACCCCUGCCAGGACUUCUACCGCUACACGUGCGGCCGCUGGCCCCAGGCGCACCCCGUCCAGGACGCGCACAUCUACAACUCGUGGUUCCUGGAGCGGCAGGACGCGCAGCAGCGCAGGGUGAUCGACGUGCUGCAGCUUAACGUGACGGACAAGGACCCCAAGCCGGUCGUCAUGAUGCACAACUUCUACAAGUCGUGCACGGACACAGACCAGCUGGAGCAGCUGGGGCUGGACCCGAUGCUGGACCUGCUGGCCAACCUGUCGCUGCCGCGCGGCAUGCCCACCAGGGCCACCGCAGAGGGGUGGCCCCUCGCCAAGACGCUGGCCGCCGCGCAGCGCUUCCUCAGCAAGGACAUCCUGGUGGAGAUCGGCCUGGAGAAGGACGACGCCAAGCCGGACAACGACACGUACAUCAUCCACCUGCUGCCGCCGCAGAACAACAACCCGCUGCCGGAGGUGCCCGGCCUGGUCGGCCUGGUCGGCCUGGUCCCGGAGGACCCGGAGCACCCCCCUGGCGCGGGGCCGACCGCCAUCCCCGCGGGGCUGUCCUCCAAGGAGCUGGUGGUGCUGCGGAUCUCGUACAUGGCCAGGAUCAUGGCCAUCGUGGACGCCGCGGCCCACGAGGACUCCCCGGACUACGAGACCAACACGACCGAGGUGUCGGCGGCGGCGCUCCGCCUGCUGCUGGUGGACUCGCAGCUCAACUCGGCCACGUCGCAGAGCAAGGACCCCGCCGGCGAGAAGCCCCUGCGCACCACAUUUCGGCAGCUCACGGAGAUGAUGGUCAACGCCACCAUGCAGCCCGCCGCCACGACCCCGGCCGACGUGGAGUUGCUGUCGCCCUCACCCCCCGCCGCCACCACCUCCGCUCCAGCUGCAACGACCGCAGCCCCCGUCGUGACGACUGCAGCCCCCGUCGAGACGACCCCGGCCCCCGUCGUGACAACUAUCGACUUCGCUCAAUACCUGGAGGUGCUGCUGGAGGGCCUGAACGCCACCAUCGACGUGGACAACGACCCCAUUCUGGUGUCGGACCCGUCCUACUUCAAGAUGCUCGCCGUGGUGCUGUCCCAGUCCAAGCCCGAGACCAUUCAGCGGCUGGUGUGGUGGAAGGUGGUGGAGACGGUGUCCCCGCACACGGCCCAGGUCUUCCGCGACAUGAAGCACACGCUGUUGUCCACCGUCUACAAGGGCCUGCAGCCCACCUCCAGGACCAAGUUCUGCGUGCGGGCUGUCAAGACCUUCAUGCACAUGGCCGUGAGCUACCAGAUGGCCGUGGCGAACCCGCUCAAGGACACCGCCAACAGGGUGCGGGAGAUGCUGUCCGACAUCACGGCCGGCUUCAGCGAGCUGGUGCACGCGGUGCGCUGGAUGGACGGCGCCACCAAGGCCGCCACGCUGGACAAGGCGGCCGCCAUCAAGGCCUUCAUCGGCUACCCCGACUGGCUGCUGGAGGACGGCGAGCUGGAGCGCUUCUACGAGGGCGUCACCAUGGACGCCGGCCAGUUCCUGUGGAACAUGCUCAACAUGAAGGCCAGGGAGGUGAAGGGGCUGCUGGGCGCCAUCGCGCCCAAGGACGAGAAGGAGGGCAAGGGCAAGGCCAAGGACCGCUGGGCCACGGACCCGAUCGAGGUCAACGCCUUCUACAGCAGGGCCAUCAAUUCGAUUGCUAUCCCUGCUGGGAUUCUGCAGGUGCCGUUUUACUAUCUCGGCCUGGAAGCGUUGAACUACGGCGCUAUCGGAGCCAUCCUCGGACACGAGUUGACGCACGGCUUCGACAUCGAAGGCAAGGAGUACGACAAGAAGGGCCUCCGGAACUCGUGGUGGCGGCCUGAAGUCACCAAGGAUUACAACGACCGCGCGCAGUGCUUCGUCCGGCAGUACGACAAGUACAACGUGUCGUCGGCGCAGAGGGUCAACGGUUCCUUCACGCUGGCCGAGAACAUCGCGGACAACGGCGGCAUCCGGGAGGCGUUCCUGGGGUACCGCCGCUACACGCGGCGCCACGGCGCGGAGCCCGCGCUGCCGGGGCUCAACAAGUACACCCACGAGCAGCUCUUCUUCCUGUCCUUCGCCAACGUGUGGUGCCACAACUCGGACGUGCAGUUCGACGUGAUGCAGCUGCGGGACUCGCACAGCCCGGCGCGCUUCAGGGUCAUCGGCGCCCUCUCCAACUUCCCCGCGUUCGCGGAGACGUGGCACUGCCCCGCGGCCAGCCCCAUGAACCCCGACAGCAAGUGCAUCAUCUGGUAGGCGGGCGGGUGUGCGCUCCAGUGUUUG
Messenger RNA from Thrips palmi, 3489 nucleotides. Its product is annotated as endothelin-converting enzyme homolog. Gene Ontology annotation, cellular component: plasma membrane. Gene Ontology annotation, biological process: protein processing. Gene Ontology annotation, molecular function: metalloendopeptidase activity. The record is from RefSeq and is a predicted model, not a curated record. Bases 1 to 3462 code for a protein of 1153 amino acids. Lineage: Eukaryota; Metazoa; Arthropoda; Insecta; Thysanoptera; Thripidae. The transcript has 18 exons.